This is a messenger RNA of Oncorhynchus gorbuscha (pink salmon), 2983 nucleotides long. RefSeq names its product transglutaminase 5, like (gene tgm5l). The record is from RefSeq and is a predicted model, not a curated record. Gene Ontology annotation, biological process: peptide cross-linking. The coding region runs from base 75 to 2123 and encodes 682 amino acids. NCBI's taxonomy places the organism in Eukaryota, Metazoa, Chordata, Actinopteri, Salmoniformes, Salmonidae. The transcript is spliced from 15 exons. Gene Ontology annotation, molecular function: protein-glutamine gamma-glutamyltransferase activity.
UUUAAAUAGGUAGAGAUGGAAAGUGUUCCUCGUAUCACUAGAACAGUGAGCCUUUCGAACCGGAGCACACACAGAUGGAAGAAUUGAGAAUCCAAUAUGUCAACCUGGAACUUCAGGGCAACCAGGAGAGCCACUACACCCAGGGGUUCAGCUCUAAAACCCUGGUGGUGCGGAGAGGAGCACCCUUCAAAAUCACCCUGCUCCUGAAGGGACGAGCCUUCAACCCACACACCGACACCCUGAUGUUCAGAAUCCUCCUAGGACAGCUGUACGCAGAGUUCCCCGUUACCUUCUCCAAGCAGAGAUCCACCUCCCGAUGGAGUGCCUACUUCACCCCCAAAGGCCUGAACCCCAACGCUCCCUCUCUGUACAUAUCCAGCCCUGCCUCUUCCUCCAUAGGGCGCUACAGUGUUCAGCUCCACGUGCUCACACAGCACGGUCAGAAGGGCUACGUGGUGGGAGACUUUGUUCUCCUUUGCAACCCCUGGUGCCACGAGGACGCAGUGUACAUUCCCUUCGAAGACCAGAGAGAGGAAUAUGUAAAUAAUGACUCUGGUUUAUUGUACAUGGGGACCCCUAAAAACCUUGAAUCAAAACCUUGGUCGUUCGAUCAGUACGAGCCAGAGAUUCUGGAUAUUUGUCUGAAGCUGCUCCAGGUCAGCCCGCAGCACGGCAGGAACUUGCAGAAGGACUACCUAGGCCACUCCGAUCCUAUCUACCUCAGUAGGGUGGUGUCUGCCAUGAUCAACUGCGAGGACGACCGAGGAGUCCUGAGAGGGAACUGGUUGGGCGAUUUCAAGAACGGGGUGAACCCCUCCAAGUGGACAGGAAGUGCGGAUAUUUUGAGACAGUGGGCCAAGUCCAAGUUCAGCCCAGUGAUGUACGGCCAGUGCUGGGUGUUUGCUGCUGUGAUGUGCACAGUCAUGAGAGCUCUUGGUAUUCCGUCCCGUGUCAUCACCAACUUCAACUCAGCCCAUGACACCAACGGCAACCUGGUCAUCGAGGAGUUUUACUCUGAGACGGGCAAGAAACUACCUCACAGUAAAGACAGCAUAUGGAAUUUCCAUGUAUGGGUGGAGUGUUGGAUGACCCGGCCAGACCUGGGUGCAGGAUUUGACGGAUGGCAGGUUUUGGAUCCAACCCCGCAGGAGAGGAGCGGAGGAAUCUUCUGCUGUGGCCCAGCCCCAGUGAAGGCUAUCAGAGACCGGCGUGUGGACCUGGUCUACGACAUCCCCUUUGUGUAUGCUGAGGUGAAUGCUGACGUCCACACGGUCAUUGUGAAGCAGGGCCAGGUGCUGAGUUCCAGCACAGACACAGAGAGAGUUGGUUCCCUCAUUGUCACCCAGACCAUAGGCUCACCAAGGCCCCAGAACAUCACAGGGAACUACAAACCCACCAAAGCAGCCAUGUCCUUACACAGAUCAAAGAGUGCAACAUUUUCAGGAGAAUCAACACAUAAGCGAGGGUCAACCCGGGGCCUCUCAGUGUCUCUGAGCCUCCUUAAAGUGCCUGUGGCUGGGGAAAACAUAACCUUCACAGUCAUGGUCACCAACAUGGACAGCAUCCCCAAGGUGCUGAGGGAGCAUGUCAACGCUCAGACCAAGAAGUACAACCGUAGUCCCUCGGGCACCUUCUGGGAGGUCCACAACAUCGUCCGGAUAGCGCCGCAUGAAGCUAAGGUCAUUCAUCACCUGAUCGACCACGCCCAGUAUGAGUCUCUGAUGGGAGAUGACUUGGUCAACCUGGCUGUGGUCAUGGAGGACGAGUCCACUCAGGAGAGAGUCUUGGCCUCAGAGGAGUUCAACGUCACCAGCCCUCAACUCUCCAUACAGAUUGCAGAUGAAGACUCCGUCAUGCUACACAAGGAGCACACUGCCCUCGUAGUCUUCUGCAACACCUUCUCUGUACCUGUGAGCGGCCUACUAACCGUGACUGGCUCUGGUUUGAUCGAGGGGGAAAUGCACUCAAGGAUUCAACUGUUCAAGCCAGGGUGCACUAUGGAGAGGAGCUUCACUUUCAUUCCGAGGAUGGUGGGGAAAAAAAUGUUGCAGGCUACUCUAGUCCUCAAAAACAACUCUGCAAAAAUUGUAGGCUACAAAAUGAUCUCCGUGAAGUCAGCUUAGUCAUUUUUGCAAGGAUUCAGGUGGUGCUAAUAAAUAUAAUUGUAUUUAAGGUAGGAAUUUCAUGUACAACUGAAGUAUUAUAUAUAUUAUUUAUAUUUAUGUAUUUUUUAAAACUAAAACAUGUAUUUCUUUCGUUCUCAUAAUAACUUUCUAUGUUGUAUGAUGUAUAUGAUAUAGAUUUAUUUAUUUUAAAAUUUUAAUGUAUGAUUGGUAAUCACUACUUGAAUAGUCACUUAUGACUUUACAUAAAAUUAGGUUUAGUUAGUCAAUUGACAUUGGCCUUUGAACAAGUUAAAGUUUCUGGAGUUUGUUUCAUUUAGUUUGUUUUCAGUUUGUUUCAAGUCUAUUGAAUUUAGUUCUUAUCAAAUGAAACUACUUUUUAUACAAAUCUGUAUACAAAGCAGAUAAAUACAUUCUGAGUGACAAAGCUUACAAGUCUACAUCUUUGUCCUGUAUUGUAGAUCACUUAAAGAGAGAUUUAUUUUCAAUAAUUGAAACCACAUCCUCAUUCCCUCAAUAUCUUCUUAGUAUUUCUACAACACAGGUAUUUUAAUACAGUCAUAUGUAAUAAAUAUUUUUUUUAACACUUUUUUUUUACCAUAACCACAUCAGCUAGUCAGUAUUUGGAUACUUCCUGUGUACUCUCCUGGCUAAAUAACCCCAAAACUAUAGUGCAUAGCUAGGCCUUCUGUAGAUGGUUGAAAAACAUCAUUUGUUAUUUGUUUCUAACUCAAAUACCCUCACAGUAGCUUGCCAUCAAUUUACUGGAGAAAAUGUGGCGAAAUUAUAAUAUCUUAUCACACGUGCAGCAGUAGAAAAAUACUGGGAAAAUCAAAAAAUAAACCCAUACUACAACGCAA